Molecule: messenger RNA, 3545 nt
Organism: Papilio machaon (common yellow swallowtail)
Lineage: Eukaryota; Metazoa; Arthropoda; Insecta; Lepidoptera; Papilionidae
Product: mucin-2
Exons: 9
Coding region: 272-3079 (935 amino acids)
Biological process (GO): protein dephosphorylation
Molecular function (GO): protein tyrosine phosphatase activity
Source: RefSeq, a predicted model, not a curated record
UCUAAUUGCAACCACAAAUUCAGAAAGUGAUAGUACAGAAGAAAAAGAUUAUCUUAGUCAAACCGGAACAAUAGGUAAUUCUAGUGCGACAUCAAAUGAAUCUGUUAGUCAAAGUAAUAGUAAAAAUAUCAGUGAAACUCCAUUUGGUAAAACUAAUAAAGUUAGAGAAGGAAGUCUUCCAGGUUCAACCGAGUCUGUAGGUACUGCGUCUGUAGAAGACACGGGUAAUACAAGUCAAACAAGUUCUGAAUGGGUAACUUCAGUGGGAGGGAUGAGUAUAAAUGACCUGGAAAUACCGCCAACGAUGACCGCGUGGGCGCUAGCGAGUUUAAGAACUCCACCAACAAUGUCAAUCAAAGUACUGAAUGGAAGUCAAUCGACCCAAAAAACUGUCGAUGAAAACGAAUUGCAAAAAGUCAGUGAACCUCUAGACCAAAAAGAAACAACCAUUGUGUCGACAACACCGACAACAACACCUGUUGCUGCCCUCAGUAAUUAUGUACUGAAGAAUAUUACUGAAAUCGAUCAAAAUAAAUUACCUUGGAAACCGAUCAUAUCAAUUGAAGUAGGAGAUGAAAAGGAACCAGUAACAAAAUCCGAGAGAUUACCUGCUGAAAGUAACAUAUCUGUACAAAGUAGCCUAAAGCCAGAGAAUACUACGAAAGGUACUCAAACAGAAGAGAAAAUUUCAAUGACGACCGAAACAAUUAAAAUUAAUGAAGUUAGACCUUCUUGGAUCCCUGCAAUGAUAAAUGAAACAACGACUGAAGAAACGGACGAAAACGAAGACGAAAUUCAACCAGUUGAUGUGAAAAAGUCAACUGGUUUCGAAUCGAUAACGAAACUUCCUUCGGGCGUGACCACGCCCACCGACGAAAACGACACAUCAACUGAACAGUCUGAAGUACGAACUACUACAGAUUAUGACAUUACGACGAUAAGAUUUUCAUAUGUCCCUACCGAGCAGAUGACAGAAACUGAAGUACCAAUUAUAAAUAAAACCUGGCAUAAAAUUAUACCUACAAGAACAAACAAACCAACAACUCCAAUUACUACAUAUCGGCCAACGUUUUCAACUACAACCGAAGAAACCGAGGAAACUACCACAAUGAUUUUAGAUACGACACCGCAGUUAGAAUCAUCAUCAAUUAAUGAUAAUGCAACGAAUCAAUCACAUGAAGGUAUAGGCCAAACAACAACAGAAGAAAUCACCACCAAUAAUCCAACAACAACUUAUCCAACAACUACUAAUCAUACAACAACUAACCCAACAACUGACUCGACAACAGAAUGCGAUGAAACCACAACAAUGACAACAGCAGCGUCCAUGAUACAAAGAACAGACCCUGAAGAAAUGCCACAAAUAGCAACUACAACAGAACCUCCGAUACAAACAAAAAAUGAAAGUUUUUCGGAAGAAAACAGCGACAGCAAUGAAGUUAUAGAAGACACAACUAAACCUCCAACCACAACAACUAUUAUAACCACGACAACUAUAACUACAACAACAGAAAAAGGACCUGAAACAACAGUUGUCCCAUCAACAACAGAGCAAACUACGCCUGGUUACUCAGAAACAACAUUAAAACCUAACGAAAAUAUUCCAUUCGAUCACAAGGAAGACACGACGACUGAGAGCUCAGAAAUGACUACUAAAUCUAUAAAUGAAUUAGAAGAUUUAACAAGUUAUACGGAUGAUAUGACAACGGAAGCUUCCUCUCGAGUGUUCACGAAUGAAGAGACGAGCUCUGGCGCCACCAUUGCUAUCGUUGUAACAACUAUCGGUGUCACCGCGUUGAUUCUACUCGUCGUUCUCUUGCUGGUAGUCCGUCGUCGUGGAAGACGCGGUGUGUACGCUCAGCGAUGCACCCCCGUCUCUCUAGACGCGUACAGUCUUGACAGCGUGAGCGUCGGACACAGGAAAGGCAACCAUCGGUUGUGCAGCAAACGGAGUUAUGGCAACCCCGCCUAUGAUGAUGAAGUCACCUCUCAUCCAAUGCAAUACGCAGCGUUAGCCAAUUUCGCUUUAGACGUUGAGUCUAUAUCGGCGGAGUUCGCGGAGAUCCCCUCAGUGUCUGUGCCCCCCGAAGCCGUGCCCCCCGGCUGUGAGGAUAAGAACAGAUACUCUAAUGUGCUCCCACUGCCGGAGACACGUGUGCCUCUCACCAGGCUAGGCAAUGACCCCACCACGGAAUAUAUGAAUGCCAACUAUGUCACGGGUCCCGGCAACAUCCGCAACUACUAUAUCCUGUGCCAGGCGCCCCUCUCUAACACCGUCGCAGACUUCUGGCGUAUGAUCUGGGAACAGAACUCCAGACUCAUCGUCAUGCUCACUGAGUACAUGGAGAAUGGAGUGGAAAAAUGCUACGAAUAUCUUCCCCCGUCCGAGGUGUCCGACAACAAGCGGUGCUUCGGAGACUUCCAGGUGGUCCUCAAGAAGCGGGAGCAGCGCGACAAGUACGCCAUCUCCAGUCUGCAGCUGAUACACAUGGGCACCAGGACCUGGAGAGAAGUGACCCAUCUCUGGUACUUCUGGCCCGCUAAAGGAGUUCCAGAUGACUACGACUCCGUAAUUGACUUUAUAUCGGAGAUGAGAAGUUAUAUGAAAAUCUCACAGACUGCUAAGGAAUAUGAUGAAGAAGGUGUAGAAGUGAUCUAUGGAGACGACACAAAGUCAUCACUGGAGACCCUGUCGAAGUUACGUAGUGAGGGACGCGCCUCGGGCCGCGGACCGCAUGUCUACUCCCCUGCACGGGCAGAAGAGAUGAUGCGCUCCAACAACGGCACACUGCGCUCACAGGGUAAUUUCAGAAACAUGAAGACUAUGCAUGAUCAAGAUGGUGUGCGUCCUUGUGUGUGCGUGUGCGCGUCAGGCGCGGGGAGGUCCGCGGCGAUGGUCGCGCUGGAGACGUGCGCGCGCGCGCUGUCCGCGGGCGCAGUGGACGUGCCGCGCGUCGUGCGUCGUCUGCGCGCGCAACGUCCGCACGCGCUCGCAAACAGGCACCACUAUAUAUUCAUAUAUAAGGUGCUCAGUGAAUACGGCAACAAGCUGAUGGGCAGCGGCGUUGACAACAUCUGACCACAAGUACAUUUAAUUUUAAUGAACCGACUGACAAAUUGACAUCCAUGACACACUUUACUAUUAUCAACUACAUUCGCUAAUUACUUUGAUUGGGUGUUUUGUUGAUGACAUUUUUAACUUUAAGUUAUACCAUUCAUAUUUCUGCUAAUUUUGAUAAUGGUGCGUCAUUUUGACAUCGCUUUUUUAGCAUUUUUAAUUUCUGAUUAAGCGGCUAGUCGCGUAACUGACCACAUUCGCUUUUAUACGAAAUCACGUGUCCUAUUUCCACUGGAGCGGCCGCUACUCGAAGUACUAGCCGCGCGGUCAAGUAGCGCGUGUAGUCGUAGUGGAAAUACGCAUUUAAGGUGUAGGAAUUGUUAAACACGCUGUUGUUUUCUUUGCAUAAUAGUUAUACAUAAUAAAAUAAAUUUAAUUGAAAUAAUUGCACUGAAAUAAGACAUAAUAGUACACUUCUGUAAAUAAA